AUGAUUGGUAAUUAUAAUCAAGAGCAUGCAAAUUCAUCAUCCAGUAUUGAUAAUGAACCAUUGUCAGAUUGUGGAGAUAGAUGCCAAAUUGGUCAAGUUUGUCGUAACCAUACUUGUACCACCUGUUUAACUGAUUCAGAAUGUUUUUCAUUAAAUGAUCAAUGGGUUUGUCAACAAGGUCAAUGUACACAUAAAUCAUUGUUCCACAGCGAAGUUACAUUCUUAGAUAUUCUUGGUAUGGUCCUUUUAUUCAUUGGUUGUGCUUUAUCUAGUGGAGGUGGUGUAGGUGGUGGCGGUAUUUAUAUUCCAAUUUUAAUUUUAGUCAGUAAAUGGGAUCCAAAAUCAUCAAUUCCAUUAUCAAAUUGUUUGGUUGCUGGUUGUUCUUUAGCUAACUUUAUUCAAAAUUUCCCAAGAAGACAUCCUUUUUCAAACAAACAUCUUAUAGAUUUUAGUGUUGCUCUUUUAAUUGAACCAUUAACUUUGGCAGGUACUAUCUUUGGUGUUUAUUUACAUACCUAUUUCCCACCAUUAGUUAUUCUUUUGUUAUUGGUUAUCACUCUUGGUUUCACCUCUUUUAAAACAAUUACUAAAGGUGUAGAAAUUUAUAGAAAAGAAAUUAAAGCUAAAGUCUCUUUAUUAAAUAAUGAUCAUCAUAAAAUCAAUGAUAGUAAUGGUAGCGGUAGUAGCAAUCCAAAUGGUGAUGGUGCAAAUUCAAAUGUUAAAUAUAAUCUUUUAAUCUUUUCAACAAUGUUUUCAAUUUUCAAAGGUGGUGAUGAAGAAUACAGUUUAAUUGGUGUCAAGUUAUGCUCGCCACUUUAUUGGGUAUUAUCAUUUGUUAUGGUACCAGUUAUUAUUAUUUUAUGGGGUUUCACUGCUAGAUACCUUUAUAGAGAAUAUGAAAUUAGACGUGAUGAGGGUAGAGAAAUUGAAGGUGAAAUUAAAUAUACUCAUAAAAAUAUUAUUGUUUUAGGUAUCCUUUCAAUUGUUGCAGGUAUUUUAGCUUCAUUAUUAGGUAUUGGUGGUGGUAUGAUCAAGGGUCCAGUCUUAUUACAAAUGGGUUUAAGUCCAGAUGUUACUGCUGCUACUUCAAGUUAUAUGAUUUUAUUCACCUCAGCAUCAUCAGCUAUUCAAUAUAUUUUAGUUGGUAAAUUAAGAUGGGAUUACGGUAUUGUUUAUUAUGCAAUUGGUUUCAUUUCAUGUUUUGUUGGUACCCAAACUUUAAUCUGGAUCGUUAAGAAAUACCAAAGAAGAUCAUACAUCGUUUUCCUUAUUGGUGCCGUUAUUUCAGUUUCCACUAUCUUAUUGGUUGUUACUGAAAGUAUUGAUUUUGUAAAAUAUAGAAAUCUUUCUUUUGAUUCAAUUUGUAAACCAUCAGGCUCAAUAGCUUCUUAA
Dictyostelium purpureum is the source of this 1392-nucleotide messenger RNA. RefSeq lists its product as uncharacterized. NCBI's taxonomy places the organism in Eukaryota, Evosea, Eumycetozoa, Dictyosteliales, Dictyosteliaceae. The record is from RefSeq and is a predicted model, not a curated record. Bases 1 to 1392 code for a protein of 463 amino acids. Gene Ontology annotation, biological process: protein ubiquitination. Gene Ontology annotation, cellular component: membrane; Cul4A-RING E3 ubiquitin ligase complex. The transcript has 4 exons.